AUGGAUGCGAUAACGGCUCGCCUUCAGACCUCCUUCGAUGAGGUGCUCGCGUCUGCCUCCUUGCUCGUGGAGGCCGCUUCUUCAGCUCCCCGUAGUGGCACACAAUCAGGCUCCAGUGCGCCGCGCAGUGAGGUGGCGGUAGCAUCAGCGCUGGAGGUGUUUCAGAGCCGAGUGGACCUCUUUCAAGCCGCAUGCGACCGGGCUCAGCAGCACGUGGACGCGGCGAGGCACCGGCUGCUGUCGGAAAGCCUGGUGGACGAAGCAAGAGGCGCAGCAAGCGACGCGUCUGCUGUGGGUGCAGCAGGAGGAGAAGGGGAGGCGCAGAUGGUGCUGGGAGCAACUCGGUUGGAGCAGAUCAGCAAGGCAGUGAGAGCCAUGGUGCAGGACCUGCAGCAAGGGCAUGCAGGGAAUUACUGA
Molecule: messenger RNA, 417 nt
Organism: Closterium sp. Yama58-4
Lineage: Eukaryota; Viridiplantae; Streptophyta; Zygnematophyceae; Desmidiales; Closteriaceae
Source: the annotation of a GenBank genome assembly